CCAUGUAACCAGCAGCCUGCAGGUUUUAGUCCAGACUUUGCUGAGAUGAAGGCGUACUACAUCGUGAUUGAAGUAGUCAUUGCGAUCCUCUCCAUAUUCGGCAACGUGCUGGUGUGCUGGGCUGUGGCCAUCAACAGCACCCUGAAGAACGCCACCUUCUACUUCCUGGUAUCCCUGGCCGUGGCUGACAUCCUGGUGGGCUGCCUCGCCAUCCCCUUCGCCAUCAUCAUCAGCGUCGGCUUGCCCCUGGACUUUUAUGGAUGCCUCUUCCUCGCCUGUUUCGUCCUGGUACUCACCCAGAGCUCCAUUUUCAGCCUCCUGGCCAUUGCCAUCGACAGAUACCUGGCUGUGAAGAUCCCACUGAGGUACAAGGAGUUGAUGACGGGGAAGACUGCCAGAGAAAUCAUAGCAAUUUUAUGGAUCCUUUCUUUUGUUAUUGGUCUUAUUCCCUUCUUCGGAUGGAACUUGAAAUACUCAAGUUGCAGCAACACCACGGACUUCAAACACAGAGGAGGCUUGCCUCGGAGCUGCAAACUGGAGUGUCUCUUUGAAAGUGUGGUGGACAUGCAGUACAUGGUCUACUUUAAUUUCUUUGUGUGCGUGCUGCUGCCGCUGCUCAUCAUGCUGGGCAUCUACAUGAAGAUCUUCACCGUGGCCAGGAAGCAGCUAAGACAGAUUGAGCUCAAAUGUGUUGGCAACGGGGACAGCCAAAACCACGGACUGCUGCAGAAGGAGAUUCGAGCUGCCAAAUCCCUCUCCAUCAUCGUGGGACUGUUUGCCGUCUGCUGGCUGCCCGUCCACAUCCUCAACUGUCUCCGGCUGCUUUACAAAGACCUGGAGAGGCCUGAGGACGUCAUGUAUGUGGCCAUCAUUUUAUCCCACGCCAACUCCGCGAUCAACCCCAUUAUUUAUGCAUACCGCAUCCAGGACUUCAGGAACACCUUCCGUAGGAUCCUGGCCCAGCACUUUCUCUGCCGCGAGGAGGAGCUUUACCUCGGCUCCAACGGCAGCAGACGCCACAGAGACCAGAUCCACAUGACCAUUGACCCUCUGCUAUAGAGGCGCACAGCAGAAAAAUGGGACCUGUGUCAACUGCUGAGUCUUGAAUUUGCUUUUUACAGAGAUUUAUUAAUGUUUACAGAAAAAGGGUAUGAUGAUAUGUCAAGAUGAUGUCAAUCACACCUUGAAUGUGGAGAUUUAUUUAUAAAUUGUGAUGAGUUGAAGGUGCGGGAUCAAGGAAAUGUUCAACAGAAAGUCUUACAAAAGCUUUUGUGUAGUGGAGGGGUUUUAUUUUAAAAAGUUGAAGCUAACUGGAUUUGUAGGACUGUGAAGAGGAUCUAAACCAAAAAAAAAAAGCUAUUGUUCUCAAAUGACCCCGUUACAAAAUCAAACACUACUUUUCCCCUGCACUGUUGGUGUGUAUUGUCAACACUCUGCCAGUGUUAAAUCAUUUAUUACAAGGCCUUGUCUUUGAGAAUGUAACAAUCAAAAGAACUUUAUGGGAAUAGAUCUGUACUUGUAGAGUUUAAAAAGGUACAGUAGUAAGUUUCAUCUGUGGUUAAAUUUUGGGCUUGUGAACCUUAAUUUAAUUAGAACUCAUCACUGCCUCCAUGUAGAGGACAACAUUUCUGUAUUUAUUUAUUAAGCUUGAAGAUAU
Molecule: messenger RNA, 1657 nt
Organism: Nematolebias whitei (Rio pearlfish)
Lineage: Eukaryota; Metazoa; Chordata; Actinopteri; Cyprinodontiformes; Rivulidae
Gene: adora2b
Product: adenosine A2b receptor
Exons: 2
Coding region: 46-1059 (337 amino acids)
Biological process (GO): G protein-coupled adenosine receptor signaling pathway; vasodilation; adenylate cyclase-activating G protein-coupled receptor signaling pathway
Cellular component (GO): membrane
Molecular function (GO): G protein-coupled adenosine receptor activity
Source: RefSeq, a predicted model, not a curated record